ACCAGAGCAGACCAGGAGCGGGACCAGGACCAUGUCCCGGGCUGAGCAACGCGACGAGGCGGACUGCGUGUGUUCGGUGGGCAUGAAGCUGACGUGGGACAUCAACGACCCCAAACUGCCCCAGGACCUGCGACAGUUUGACCCGUUCCAGGAGUGGACCGAUGGUUAUGUCCGCUACAUCUACAGCGCUGAUGAUAAGAAUGCUCAGCGACAUCUUUCCGGCUGGGCCAUGAGGAACACCAACAACCACAACUGUCAGAUCCUGAAGAAGUCCUGUUUGGGCGUGGUGGUUUGUUCCCGAGGCUGCACGCUACCCGAUGGAUCCAGACUGCAGCUCCGCCCUGCCAUCUGCGACAAGGCCCGACAGAAACAGCAGAAGAAGCUGUGUCCGAGCUGCAACGCUGCUCUGGAGCUGCUGCCAUGCCGCGGUCACAGUGGUUACCCUGUUACCAACUUCUGGAGAGUGGAUGGAAAGGCCAUCUUCUUCCAGGCUAAAGGGGUCCAUGAUCAUCAAAGACCAGAAUCCAAAUCUGAAACUGAAGCCAGAAGAAGUUCCAUAAAGAGACGAGUCAGCUCACCUCCAUACACGCCCAAAAGACGCCUCAUUGAAACUCAGGCUUUAGGCCCCGCCCUCCUCUGUGUGGAACCAACAGACAGGAUUUCGUUUAUUGAGCCAAACUUCUCACAGCAUUACCCAGCUUUCCAAAGCCCAGAGCCCUACUACAACCCCCACAAUGCACUGGGAGAGACCCCACCCACCCUCCAGAAACCAGCCAAUACCAGACUGUACAUGAGCCGACCAGGCUACGAGUUCCAAGGAUACUUAACCUCCCCGUCAUACCCUGUGACCCCUGACCUCUGUGACCCCAGGGUGGCACCAGUCCUGGGUUCCUCCUCCACCCCAUCUUCUUCAUCUGCUCCUCUUUCUUCAUCCUCUUCCUCACCCUCCUUUGACCCUCAGAUGAAGCCCCCUCCAGUCUGGAAGGACCUGCUGAAGACCCCCACCCCUUAUGGAGACAACCACCAUUAUUACAGCACUGAGUACCCCUGCCGCUACCCAAGCAACCCCCCAGGAUCUCCUGCAGCUCUGCAGACCAUCAUCACCACAACAACCAAGGUCUCCUACCAGCCCUGUCCUAAGCCUCCUGCAGCCCUGCCUCCCUACCAGCCAUGUCCGAAACCUCUGACUGGCCUCCCAUCCUAUCAGCCUUGUGCUGCUCCGAAGCCCCCGGGCCUCCCUACCUGCUCCUCCCUCCUGGAUGAUGCCCACUCCUCUACGUACUCCACCGAAGUGAAGGUGAUGGAGGAGUCAGGUGGAGUCAUCAAGUCUCUGUCGUUUCCUCCUGAACCGUUGCAGACCAAAACAGAGCGAGCAGACAGCUACGACUACCACUACGCCUACCCUAAUACGUAUCGCUAUGACGAUUACUGACUCAGUGCUCUGUUACCAUGACAACAGCAGCCAAUGGCAAAACCAUCCAUAGAGAGCUGAGGGUCAUCCAGGUCGAGCACACAUGGACUACUGAGGAGCCGUGGGAGUCACUGAGCGUGUUCAACAAAUAAACUACUUUUAUGUUUGACCUUUGACCUAGAUGAGCUUCAGUCAGGCCACAAGUGAUCACAUGUAAAAACACCUCAGGUGAUCAGUGGCCUGAACAGGUUUUAAUGGCGAGGAGAACAGAUGAAGGAAACUGGUCCA
Messenger RNA from Nothobranchius furzeri (turquoise killifish), 1699 nucleotides. NCBI's taxonomy places the organism in Eukaryota, Metazoa, Chordata, Actinopteri, Cyprinodontiformes, Nothobranchiidae. The record is from RefSeq and is a predicted model, not a curated record.